Messenger RNA from Siniperca chuatsi (mandarin fish), 1197 nucleotides. It is a transcript of the gene sdhaf2, whose product is annotated as succinate dehydrogenase complex assembly factor 2. Gene Ontology annotation, biological process: mitochondrial respiratory chain complex II assembly; mitochondrial electron transport, succinate to ubiquinone; protein-FAD linkage. The record is from RefSeq and is a predicted model, not a curated record. The transcript has 4 exons. The coding region runs from base 111 to 602 and encodes 163 amino acids. Lineage: Eukaryota; Metazoa; Chordata; Actinopteri; Centrarchiformes; Sinipercidae. Gene Ontology annotation, cellular component: mitochondrion.
CUUGUGUAAGUUCACUGUUGUGUGCCUGACAUUCAGACGACAAUAAUAUUUCCACAGCGAGGAAGCAGUUCAUCUAGAAGUCUCUCAACGUCUCAAGAAAGAGGACUAAAAUGCUGUCUUCUGUUAUUGCGAAAAGACUGGUGGCAGGGGUGUGCCAGGCAGCAUGGAGACCAGCAGUCACAGGGUUGGUAUCAUCUCGUGGUUACCGUGGAGAUGCACCAGAUGACACCAGGGGUGACCUGAUUGAGAUCCCUUUGCCCCCUUGGGAGGAGAAGCCCGGCGAGCCCACUGACAUCAAGAGGCGCCGCCUGCUGUAUGAGAGCCGCAAGAGGGGCAUGUUGGAGAACUGCAUUUUGCUUAGCCUUUUUGCAAAGCGAUACCUGAACACAAUGAGUGAGAACCAGCUGCAGCAGUAUGACAGACUGAUUAAUGAACCAAGCAAUGACUGGGACAUCUACUACUGGGCAACAGAAGCUCACCCCACCCCUGACGUUUACCAAGGAGAGGUCAUGGAUAUGCUGAAGGAGUUCACAAAGAAUCGCAACCAUGAACAGAGGUUAGAUGCGCCCAGCUUGGAGUACCUGGAAAAGGAAAGUCAGUGAGGUCUGAGGCCCUUUAGACCUUCACAGAGACUCAUUUUAGGUGGGGCGCUUGGUGAAAUAUCAGUGCUAUAACCCACCAGAAAAAUCCUUCAGAUGUCAGCUGUGUUUCUCCAGUUAUACACAGGAAAAUGUACAAAAUAUUGUGGAGUGCAAAAUAAACUUAACUAUCUAGUACUAUACACCUCUCCUUGAAAUAUUCCUGAAAGGCUUGGUCCACUAUUUCUUCUGUUAACGCCAGUCAGUUAUUAUAAGGAGAAGAAGAUUUCUGGAAGCUGAGGGAAGUUUGUAGAUUUGGAUUGAUGCAACACAAUAUUAGGAUGGUGUUCUGAAUAUUUUGCAUUAAUUUUAUUGUAAAUUUGUGAUUCAAGACUGUAAAUUAAAACUGCUCAAUGUGUGAGAUGCAUACUGAACAAGCCAGCUUUGAUAAAUAGAUACAAGGUGAUUAUCUGUUUCUAUACUAGACAAUUAAACAAACACAAUGACUCACUCAUUAGUGACCUUGUUAAAUUGUCAUGGUUUGUUUCUGUUUAAUGAUUUUACUGUGCCUAUUACAGACAUUAUGGGUUGUUUAAUAAAUGUUGAUGCUCUACUGUUA